GCCAAUGCGUUGCUAUAAAAGGUCGUUGCGUGGCGUGUAGAAAUCAUUCUGAAUUCGUACGUUCAACGUGCCACACGCAUUUAACAAUUAGAAAACUAGCGAACAACGCAGAAAAUUUGUAGAACGAACAUUUCGAAAAUGUGUCAACAACAGCAACAAUUAGCAGCGCAGCAAAAUAACUCCAACCAAAAGUCCAGCUAUAGCAUUAAGCGUGUCUUGCAGACAUUCUUCCGCAACAAACAACAACAAAAGCAAGAAAAAUUGCAACGCCGUUACCAACAACAGCGUUUGCCAGCACCACAACAACUGCAGCAGCAGCAACAAUAUCCAUAUCAGCAACAUCAACGUUUAUGGUACUCAUUGGAAUCUUUGGAAUCUCUAGAGAAUCUGCGCAAUGCACAAAUGGAAGAACAACAUUACUACGAAGAGAUCGAAGACAAUUCAGCCAAUGAGAAACUGGCCGAACUCGUACAAGAAGCGGAAGAUUCACAGGCGGAGCAUGAUGUCUAUGUACCCGUACGUUUUGCACGCACCGAAGCGGGCACCUUCUUCUGGACCACCAAUCUACAGCCGGUGUUGAGCAGUUUCACACCUGUAGCCGCCGAUGAGGAUCUGCUGCAGCCCAGCUAUUGCUACAGCAAUGCACAAUAUCCACACAUGCAGUAUCCCCAACAUAACGGUGACCGUUGGGCACAAGCCUAAACUGAAGUGUGUGUCUCUAGUAGACGCUUAACAACUGUGCUGGCUAUUCCUUUGGAAUUACUGUGACCGGAGCUUUAGAUAUUUGUGAUACUCGUUUGUAGCGGCUGAAGUACUUCUGAUUAACCCGUAUUGACAACAUGUAACUGUUGCAUUAACGCGCUUCCAAUUUAGUGUUUAAGUUUUGUAAACAAAUCUCAAGUGGUGCUCAGCCAUUUUGAAGGCAUUUUUGUGCUUAAUUUUUUCACAUUAUUAUUAUUAUUUUAAUAAUUUUAAUUUACUAGUUGCUAAGUGAGAUUUUUGUGAUAACGAAAGGCUUUAUUUUACUUUAUAAUUUUUUGUAACAAAGACA
Bactrocera neohumeralis is the source of this 1051-nucleotide messenger RNA. It is a transcript of the gene E(spl)malpha-BFM, whose product is annotated as enhancer of split malpha protein. Gene Ontology annotation, biological process: sensory organ development; Notch signaling pathway. The transcript has a single exon. The record is from RefSeq and is a predicted model, not a curated record. NCBI's taxonomy places the organism in Eukaryota, Metazoa, Arthropoda, Insecta, Diptera, Tephritidae. The coding region runs from base 139 to 702 and encodes 187 amino acids.